AUGAAGUAUUCCUCCGAGUUUAACGAGAAGCUCAAGGCAGCAGAGAAUCGUCACACACGUGACGCUUGUCUCGAGUUCCUGCAGUAUGUACGAAAAGAAAAAAUACGUGAACCUCGUGCAGUUGUAAACGUUGGCAAGCUAUUGAUUACAACGCACCAAUGGAGACUUGGCGAUGAAUUAUGGACUGUAUACGAACAAAUGUUUAUGGCUGCAUUGGAUGUGCAUAUGAAGGAGCUUGCAGAGACGUGUUUACAAGCACUUGACAAGAAGUUUCCAGGCAGUUCUCGUGUUGCAAGAUUUAAAGGAAUGCAAUUGGAGCAGCGUGGAGAAUUUAGGAAAGCACUGGCGUUGUAUGAUGAAUUACUGCAAGUUAAUCCCGUAAACACAUUGGUUCUGAAACGAAAGAUUGCGGUGCUCAAGGCACAGAAGAAAACGUCGGACGUUGUCAUUGCGUUGAAUGAGUUUCUGCGCAGGUUUGGCACGGAUCAAGCUGCUUGGACGGAACUGGGUGAGACGUACCUCUCGAUGGGCACGUACCGUUACGCUACUUUUUGUUACGAGGAGUUAGUGCUGUUAAACCCCAUGGAUGCCAUUUUCCACAGUCGUUUAGCUGACAUUUACUCGACAAUCGGUGGACUGGACAACUUGCUGAAAGCACGCAAACAUUAUGCGCAUUCGCUUGAACUGAAUAAGAAGCAAAAUUUGCGUGCGUGCUUUGCGCUGGUAACAUGCACGAAGGCCAUUGCGUUGCAACGUGGCUACCGUGCCGACCAGGAUGAUGAUGGACUCAAUGAGCGCUUACAGAAGUUUGCGCUUGACUACAUCCAGGACAUAUACGCAGUGCAGUCAUCGUCUGACCUCGCCGAGAUAGCGGAAACUACACUCAUGGCGCUUUAA
Messenger RNA from Peronospora belbahrii, 897 nucleotides. The record is from the annotation of a GenBank genome assembly. Lineage: Eukaryota; Oomycota; Peronosporomycetes; Peronosporales; Peronosporaceae.